Molecule: messenger RNA, 3207 nt
Organism: Triticum urartu
Lineage: Eukaryota; Viridiplantae; Streptophyta; Magnoliopsida; Poales; Poaceae
Source: RefSeq, a predicted model, not a curated record
ACCCGUCCAUUCUCUCGAUCCCCAUCUCACCCACGAAACCUAAACCUAGCAGCGGCGGCGACUCGCUAAUGGGCUGCGGCGGCGGCGGUUGCGGCGGCCGGCGGUGAGGUGGAAAUAUGGCGGCGGGGCGGCGGGGCCUGUGAAGCGCGUCAGUGGCUGGCUGGCUGGGCACGGGAGCGACAGCAGCGACGACUCGCUCAUGGGCUGCGGCGGCGGCGGUUGCGGCGGCCGGCGGUGAGGUGGAACUACGGCGGCGGGGCGGCGGGACCUGUGAAGCGCGUCAGUGGCUGGCUGGCUGGGCACUGGAGCGACGGCAGCGGCGAUUCAGGCGGCGGCGGCCUUGACCCACGACAAGGAGCUCGAUUGCCGGAGGACAGUCAAAUGGAUCCUGGAGAUGUGCUAUUCAUCAGAUUUCAUUUUGAAGGCCAGUUUUUGAAUGAUGGGAAAACACUUGAAUAUAGUGGGGGGAAAGAGGCCAUGUCAUUGGUUUAUCGCAAGAACUUCUGUUUUUUUGAUCUGGUUCAGAGUUUUGGUAUGCACUGCCAAACAAAGGAUGACAAGAUGUUUCAUUGGUUAUAUCCUGGAAAAGAGAUGGUUUGUGGUCUGAAAAUGGUUGCUUUAGACACCGAUUGCAAGCAGAUUAGAGAUUGUGUUGCUGUUGGAAGUAUAGCUGAAAUAUAUGUGGAGUUAUAUCCAAAUUCUGAAAACGACGAACAUGACAGGGAACCAGGCAGAGACGUUGAGCUUCUGAUGGGUCCGAUUGCUAGUAGUGAAUCAGAGGGAGCUGCAGAUCAUUUUGUCGCAUUGGCUACUUGUCCACCUACGGACAAUGAUUGUGUUUUAAUGAGUAACUCAAAAGAGCCUGAAGAGGAAAAUUCAGAUGCUGCGCAUGAAAAUUCAGAAGAAGAUGAAGACGAGGAUAGCAGCGAGAGUGAUUACUGCCCUGAUGAUGACAUCAUUUCCGAUGAAGAUGAAGAGGCUGUCGAGAUCAACAAGAAAUAUAAGGAGUAUAAGGCAAAGAUGAAGGCUGGACAGCUCACCUUGAUAAUGCUAUGCUGGAUGGUGGGCCUGCAAUAGGGUCCUCAAAUAAGGUGGGGGGGGGGGGGGAAAUGAUGGAAAUGGUACUGCAUAUGAAGAUAGCUCUGAUUUGUAUGAUUCUUUCAAUGAGAUUGGCAGUGAUGGUGAAGUAAAGACAUUCAAGUCUAGAUAUAGAAGGUUCAAGGACAAAGGGGAUGUACCAGAAUUUACUCUUGGUAUGAAGUUUGAUGGCAAGGAAGAAUUUAGGCAAGCAAUUAUCAGAUAUGGUCUACAUCACAAGUGGCUGGAUGCAAGGAAAGGUCAAUAUAGCAGAAUAUUUGACUAUCAGUUGGAGUUGUUAAGGAGUAACCCAGGUAGCACAGUAGUGGUUAAAUUGGAACCAAAUCAAGUGAAGCCUAUCUUCCAAAGGAUAUAUAUCUGCUUAGAGGCAUGCAAAAAAGGGGUUCAUGGAUGGCUGUAGGAAGGUUAUUGGACUUGACGGCUGCUUUUUCAAGGGAGCAACCAAUGGAGAGCUUUUAUGUGCCGUAGGGAGGGAUGCCAACAACCAGAUGUACCCUUUGGCAUGGGCAGUUGUUGAAAAAGAGAACAAUGAUAGUUGGGAUUGGUUUUGUUCUUUACUUUUCAGAGAUGUGAAUGUGCUAGAUGGUGAAGGUUGGGUGAUUAUAUCAGAUCAACGAAAGGGUAUCAUCACCGCAGUUUCAAACUGGGCACCGAGGGCUGAACAUAGGAAUUGUGCCAGGCAUAUUUAUGCCAACUGGAGGAUGAAGUUCAAGAACAAGGAAUGGCAGAAGCCAUUCUGGGCUUGUGCAAAGGCUGCAAGUGUAAGUUUUUUCAACUAUUGCAGAGCCAAGCUUGCUCAACUUACUGUCCUUGGAUCUAGAGCAAUGUUAAAAACUGAUCCAAAGCAUUGGUGUAGAGCAUGGUUCAAAUUAGGUAGCAAUUGUGACUCUGUCGACAAUAAUAUGUGCGAAAGUUUUAACAAGUGGAUAGUAGAAGCUAGGUUUCUCCCAAUUCUUUUCAUGCUAGAGACAAUUAGGAGAAUGGUGAUGGUUAGAAUACAAGAGAACAGAGACAAGUGUGAGAAAUGGGAUGAUCCUAUAUGUCCCAAUAUAAACAAGAAAUUAAGCAAGGCCAUCGAUGUAUCUGGUAUAUGUCAUGCAGUUAGCAAUGGAAAUAACUGUUUUGAGGUGCAACAUGGAUCUCAAAGGUUUACAGUUGAUCUCAAUCAAAUGACCUGUAGCUGUAGGUAUUGGCAGUUAUCUGGUAUAGUUUGUGCUCAUGCCGUCUCUGCAAUCCAUCAACACACCAAUCAGUUACAUGGUUAUGUGGCUAGUUGCUACUCAGUGGAAGCAUUCAAGAAAACCUAUGCAUAUUGCCUGCAACCAGUUGAAGGACCCCAAGGUUGGCCGGAAUCAGACAAGCCUAAACCACUAGCUCCUGGAUAUGUUAAGAUGCCAGGAAGGCCUCGGAAAGAGAGAAAAAGAGAGGGUACUGAAAAACCAAAAGCUACCAAAGUUUCGAGGGUUGGAACUUUGAUUAGAUGCAGGAAAUGCAAGUGCACUGGUCACAAUAAAACUACAUGUCCAGGAAAUGCCGCUUCGAGUUCAAAUGGACCAGCUACUAUUGGACAAAAUGCAGCUUCAGGAAAUGCAACUUCAGGAAAUGCCGCUAGAUCAUUUACCAAGUCCAGAAGCAAUGCAAAAGCCUCCAAGAUGUCUACUUCCAAGGCAAAUGUGAAAACAUCCCAACAAAGCACCAGCCGAAAAAGAGCAGAUACAACUGAUGAGAACCUUGGUCCUGUGCAAAAGAGGGCAAAUAAAUCCCUAGGACUGCCUAAGCACAAGAUGAAGGCUUCCUCCAAUAUUGCUGUAAAAAAUGUGACAGCAAACGUGCAGUCUAGCUCAUCAUUUACAGUCAAUGUUACAUCUGGUGCUGCAACUUCUCAAGUUGGAGGAAAUAAAAGAGCAAAAUAAGUCCCAGCAAAACUACUAGACUAGUACUGAUGUUGCCUUGUGGUUAUGUCAGAAUUCAUGUUUGUGGUUGCUUGUAAGACUAAUCAGUACUAUCUCCUAUUUGCUUUGUUAGACUUUGAGAAAUUCCCUUGUGGUUUGCUUGUAAGACUAAUCUGUACUAUGCUUGUGGUUAUGUCAGACUAUGUUUGUCAUGCAA